This is a messenger RNA of Daktulosphaira vitifoliae (grape phylloxera), 1930 nucleotides long. RefSeq lists its product as uncharacterized. The record is from RefSeq and is a predicted model, not a curated record. The transcript has 2 exons. Lineage: Eukaryota; Metazoa; Arthropoda; Insecta; Hemiptera; Phylloxeridae. The coding region runs from base 64 to 1773 and encodes 569 amino acids.
UGUUCAUUUUAUACCUUCUUUAGUUUCCAACAAGUUAUUUAUAGUAAAAGUAUUUUAUUCUUAAUGAAAUUUCAUUCGUUGAUUUUAAUGUCUCUUUUCGUUUUUGUGUUUAAACCAGGCGAUGCAGAUCAAAGUUUAAAAUAUCGUCAGGAUUAUAGAAAUUAUAUCAAAACAGUGACAAAUUACAUUCGUGCACAUAUUGGAUCAAAUGAAAUACGGAAUCUAAAAUUGAUACGAGAUAUAAAUAGUACUAUUAGUAUAAAGGAAGCAUUCAAACCAGACCUGUAUCUAAUUGAUUUCACAAAUAAUUAUUCUUAUAUAAUAAGUAUACUCAAUUUCAAGUAUACUGAAAUACUAAAUAAAUUCCUCGAAUACACGCAUAUUGUCAUUGAUAAAUGUCAGCAAUUUCAAGAUAAAAAUGUAUCGGAAAAUUUUAUUUGUUGCGUAACAUCAAUUAUAGAAGAAGUAAAAAAUUCCAAGACUAUGUUUGAAAAUCUCUACAACGCUAUGAAGUUUUUGAGCUAUUUAGAUGUAAGAUAUGUGUUUGUUGGAUCAAUUGUAACAAAUGUUAUAAUUGAUGAAAUUGACUUUUUUCAACAAUAUGUCUUACAAGAAAUAUCAGAGGCCAAACCUUUUGAUCUUAACAACUUACCAAAUCUUGAAGACUCUGAAACGAAAUUUAAGAAUUUGAAUGAAUUUUAUACAGAAGCAACAGAAAAAGUAAACAAACUCUUUAAAAAUAGUAAUAUCAUCGACACUUCUAUAAAAACUGACAAAACAAUUGAACUUAAGGAAUGCUUUUACGAAAACGACUCUUACUUAGUCUAUUUAACAUGUAGUAAACUUAAUUCAUUUUACAACGAAACCAUAGAAAUUUGGUACAAAAACCUUGGCUUUGAACAAUUUCUCAACCCUAUUAUACCUGAACUCAUGCCUCCGAUAGAUCCUGCACUCAAUCAAAGUGUUGCAAUUGAAGCCCUCAAUAUUAUUCGUCAAGAAACUGGUUGGAAAACGAUGGAUCACAUAUAUAUAAUUUAUAAUGGUAAACACUUAAGCAUAGACUAUAUACUAAAAGACUCCAUAAAUAAUAUUAAUUUUCGAAUAAAAAAAGAGCAUAUACCACAACUAUUACGAUGUAGGUAUACAGAAGUAUUGAAAAACUACUGUGUAUUAUUAUCUGCUAUAUUGUCUUUAUGUAAUACAGAAGCAAACAAUUUUAAUUAUCAUUGUUUAAGUGAAUUAUUUGGCUCAUUCAACAAAUCCGAAAAAAUGUUAGUUGGGCUACAUACAGCUAUAACUACUUUAAAUAAAUUAAUAAUAUGGCGUUUUAAUUCAAACUCUCAAUCGAGUUUACAUAAAAUAUUAAGGUGGGUUGAAAAUACUCUCACUUUCUUACAGAAAAAUGGAUUUUCUCAAGAUAAAUUUGUUGAUCAACAAGGUAACAUAGACUUGGAGAAGAUUAAAAUACUUUUGACAAUAUUUCAAAAUUUUCGUUAUGACUUUUCUAUAGAAUUAAAGCAUGAUUUGAGUAACAUACACGGGCGUUGUUUAAUAAAAAAUCCUUUUUAUGACAAAUUUUUAAUGAUAGAUGACUUUUUUAAUUCAGUAAUCACAUUGUAUAAUCCUAAUAUUUUACGGUCAACCCAAAUCUAUCUUAAUGCUUGUAAGUUUUUUGACAAUUUUUGUGAAAAUGCUUACAAAUCUUGUUAUGAAGAUCUGGGGUUCAGUAAAGUUAAAUGUCUCAAUAUCAGUUCGGAGAACAGAUUUUUUUAAACUUAUUGUGGAUUAGAUGAAUUAUUUAUCUAUUUAGUUUUCACCAUAUAAUAAAAACUAGAUAUCAACGAGUUGAAUAACUAAAGUAGAUUUCUUGAAUAUGAAAUAAUAAUAAAAUAUCAUAAUGUAGUGAAUAAUAUUAAACAAUAAUAAAAUA